AUGGCCACUUGGCUCUGGCGGCCAGGCAAUCUUGCUCGAUACUCGCGGAGUACCGCAGGGCUUUUCAGCUCCUCGCGAUUAGCAUACUCGAGUCGCUCGCGACCGCAGCUUGCGUCUCUCCUCAAUGCGCGUCGUGUGAGGUCGUAUGCCACCGUCAACCCCGGCGAUCCGAAGCCUCCGAAAGACAACGAAAGUGAGAAGGAAGCACGGAAGAAGGAGGAAGACGGUGGCCAUGGGCCCUCUCCAGGGAAUAGGCCGUCUGAUGAGAAAGGGAGCGCUCCUGAGGAGUCUGGGAAGCCCAAGGGCCGGUUGAGUGAAAGGCAAGAGAGUCUGCUCGACAGGUUGGAGAAAUUUUUCGAAGACAAACUUCCAGCGUCUCAAACCCGGCUGCUGCAAAAACUCCGAGACGAACUCCGUCGGAAUGGCAAGAUUCCUCCCGAUCUUGAAGAAUUCUUGCAGAAACACAUCGAGCAGCAGAAACCAAUGUCUUUGUCAGAAUUAGCAAAGUUUAAUGCUAUGUUGUCAAGGGCGGCAAGGCAGCAUCAGGAGGACCUAAGACAGCAGAUGAAGCGAGAAGAAGAAGCAAAGAGAGAGGAGGAAGAAAGGUCGUCUCAGCAGCGACAAGAACAGCAGCAGCGGGAUCAACAGCAGAACCAACAGCAGAGGCAGCCGCCAAAAGGGCCUACUCCCAAGGUCUUUGAGUUCAGGCUCGACCCCGGCAACUUUCUUAUUACGACUAUUAUAUCGUACUACAUCUAUCGAAGCAUCUUCCCGGGAGAGAGCAGCAGAGAGAUUACGUGGCAAGAGUUCCGGAACAACUUUUUCGACAAGGGCCUCGUGGAGAAGUUGACCGUCCUCAACCGCAACCGAGUUCGUGUUGAGCUGAACCGUGAUGCUGUUGCUAGCGUGUAUCCUGACUCUCCAGCUGCUCAACCAAACUUCCACUACUACUUCACCAUCGGAUCGGUUGAGGCUUUCGAGCGCAAUCUGGACGAAGCUCAUAAGGAACUGGGCAUCCCCAGUUCGCAGCGCAUCCCUGUUGCUUAUGUCGAUGAAGUGCCGUGGCUCGCGACACUCUUGUCUUUCGGACCGACGCUUCUGUUGAUAGGCUCUUUCUUCUGGCUGUCACGGCGUGCUGCCGGUGGCGCUGCCGGGCAAAGCGGCAUCUUCGGUAUCGGGAAGAGUCGUGCCAGACGGUUCAACCACGAAACAGACGUCAAGAUCCGAUUUUCUGAUGUCGCGGGCAUGGACGAGGCUAAGAUGGAAAUCAUGGAGUUCGUCAGCUUCCUCAAGGAGCCCGAGAAAUUCCAGAAACUUGGCGCCAAGAUCCCCCGUGGUGCGAUUCUCUCGGGCCCUCCUGGUACCGGUAAGACGUUGCUUGCGAAGGCGACGGCGGGUGAAUCUGGAGUGCCUUUCUUUAGCGUCAGCGGAUCCGAGUUUGUUGAGAUGUUUGUCGGUGUCGGACCCUCCCGUGUCCGGGAUCUUUUCGCCAAUGCCCGAAAGAACACCCCGUGUAUCAUCUUCAUUGACGAGAUCGACGCGAUCGGUAAAUCGAGAGCCAAGCAGAGCUUUGGUGGUGGUAACGACGAGCGGGAGAGCACCCUCAACCAGAUCUUGACUGAGAUGGACGGCUUCAAUACCACGGAUCAGGUCGUUGUGCUGGCUGGUACGAACCGGCCCGAUGUCCUUGACAAGGCCCUGAUGCGGCCUGGCCGAUUCGACCGACAUAUUGCCAUCGACCGGCCUACCAUGGAGGGACGAAAGCAAAUCUUCAAGGUUCAUUUGAAGAAGAUCGUCACCAAAGAUGAUAUGGACUACCUGACUGGCCGACUUGCGGCACUCACUCCAGGCUUUGCCGGUGCUGACAUUGCAAAUUGUGUCAACGAGGCAGCCUUAGUUGCGGCUCGUGAGCACGCAGAUUGCGUUGUGAUGAAGCACUUUGAACAGGCGAUCGAACGAGUUAUUGGUGGUCUGGAGAAGAAGUCUCUAGUUCUCUCGCCGGAGGAGAAGCGCACAGUGGCUUACCACGAGGCUGGACAUGCCAUUUGCGGGUGGUACUUACGAUGGGCCGAUCCCCUCCUGAAGGUUUCUAUUAUUCCUCGAGGCCAGGCAGCAUUGGGCUACGCCCAGUAUCUCCCACCGGGAGAGAAUUACCUGCUUACUGUCCACCAGCUCAUGGACCGGAUGGCCAUGACUCUGGGAGGGCGUGUGAGCGAAGAGCUCCACUUCGACACGGUGACUAGCGGUGCGAGCGACGACUUCAACAAGGUCACCCGCAUGGCGACGGCGAUGGUGACGAAGUUUGGCAUGUCACAGAAGAUUGGAACUCUCUACUUCGAAGAGGACCAGCAACAGCUCCACAAGCCAUUCUCCGAGGAGACGGCCCGGGACAUCGAUCUGGAGGUCCGGCGGAUUGUGGACGAGGCGUACAAGAAAUGCCGGGACCUGCUGACGGAGAAGAAGAGGGAGAUCGGGCUGGUGGCGGAAGAGCUCCUGGCCAAGGAAGUCCUCACCCGGGAUGACCUGGUGCGCCUCCUGGGGCCUCGGCCAUGGCCCGAGAACGGUGAGUUCACUAAGUAUUUUGGGGAAGGCGUUCCCCCUCAGGGGCGUACGAUCGCACCGCCCGAGCCUCCGGAGACGCGUGAAGGAAUGGAGGGCAAAGACGGACGGGAUCAGACGCCUCAUCCGAUAUAG
Molecule: messenger RNA, 2694 nt
Organism: Rasamsonia emersonii CBS 393.64
Lineage: Eukaryota; Fungi; Ascomycota; Eurotiomycetes; Eurotiales; Trichocomaceae
Product: Mitochondrial inner membrane AAA protease Yta12
Exons: 2
Coding region: 1-2694 (897 amino acids)
Biological process (GO): protein-containing complex assembly; mitochondrial protein processing
Cellular component (GO): membrane; m-AAA complex
Molecular function (GO): zinc ion binding; ATP hydrolysis activity; ATP-dependent peptidase activity
Source: RefSeq, a predicted model, not a curated record